Molecule: messenger RNA, 588 nt
Organism: Paraglomus occultum
Lineage: Eukaryota; Fungi; Glomeromycota; Glomeromycetes; Paraglomerales; Paraglomeraceae
Source: the annotation of a GenBank genome assembly
AUGUAUUCCUUUCUUAACUACUUCCACCUAAACUUGGACAACGUUCUUCGAAUUUCAUCUUUAAUCUUUCUUUGUGCUCUGUCCGCGAAAAUCAUCUUUGCGAUAUGGGAGCCUAGCAGUUUCAGAGAUAUCGGAAGCACGAGAACAACUGACACGAACCUGAUUGACUAUGAUCCGUAUUGGAUGACUGAAUGGAAUAAGAUGGUAAGAGACAUGGAUCGAUCGCUGGGUAGAGUGUUUAAUGAUAUCAAGAACAUCGAAGCCUUUCCGGUUGUGGACGUAACCGAUGCAGGAAAAGAAGUUGUUGUGCAUGCCGAACUUCCCGGUAUUCCCAAGGAAAAUAUCAAAGUUGAAUUACUGGGAGAUAUGUUAACCAUUUCCGGCCAUGGUGCUGAGAACAAAGAUUACGAAACGGCUUCAGGAUGGAUUCGGGAACGUAGAUGUGGUAGCUUUACGCGUCGGUUACCCAUACCUCGUGGUGUUGAUAUUGAUAAGGUUGCAACGAAAUUUGAGGACGGACUUUUAGAACUUAGAAUUCCGAGACGUGAUGGAGCAAAGCCCAUUGUUAGAAAAAUUGAUGUCCAAUAG